This is a messenger RNA of Alternaria rosae, 1499 nucleotides long. Its product is annotated as hemolysin-III channel protein-like protein Izh2. The transcript has 3 exons. The record is from RefSeq and is a predicted model, not a curated record. Gene Ontology annotation, molecular function: signaling receptor activity. The coding region runs from base 444 to 1361 and encodes 305 amino acids. Gene Ontology annotation, cellular component: membrane. Lineage: Eukaryota; Fungi; Ascomycota; Dothideomycetes; Pleosporales; Pleosporaceae.
ACAACACAUGUGCUAUCUGCUACGUAGGUACCCACUUUCCCGGUUCCAGGUUCUCUCUCCUGCUCCUUUGAGGGACGCUUGGUGGUUCAUUAUGCCGUUGCGCCCGGUGCGGUUGCACUGCCACAAGGCUUAUGUACCUGUCAAGGGGCCUGGAGGGGCCGAGCCACAGGGUCCCUUUAAGUACCGUGGGAGUCGCUGUUUGAUGACUUUACGUCAAGACGACUUUCUGGAUUAUUUGAUUUGACCGAACGACAGGUGUUGACUGAGGUCUUUGCUUUAAUUGCGAGCAGACGCAAGAGUUGGGAAGCAGUACAAGGAUGCGCAUCGCCUUCGCUGACGAUUCCUCAUUUACGCCUUUCCUCUCUCCUUUCUUCAUAUCUCCUUGAUUGUCACCAGGAAAGAACCCUUAAUCAACGUCCUCAUCACCUCAAUUCGUCGGCAAGAUGUCAACAACUUACCUAACCCCCCUCACAACAAACACAACAACCAAACGCUCCGCCUCCGCGCCCCCGCCAAGCCGGACACUCUACACCUUCCAAGAAGUCCACCCUUGGCAACGCGACAAUGAGUACCUGAAGAAUCAUUAUCGAUGCACCACCAAUUCCUACCGCGAAUGUCUGAAAAGCUUGUCGUAUCUGCACAACCAGACUGGAAACAUCUACACGCAUCUCAUUGGCGCCGUCUUCAUCCUCUUCUACGCCAUCUACGCCUACAGCAAUAUCAGCAGCCGUUACGAGACUGCCAAUAUCAACGAUUUACUGGCUUUUGGGGUUUUCGUGGGGAGUGCCGUGGUGUGUUUUGGCGUUAGUGCUACGUUUCACAUGUUUGGAAAUCACAGCAGUAAAGUGUAUCAUACAUGGUUGCAAUUGGACCUGUAUGGAAUUUUCGUGUUGAUCGUCGGCACGGUGUAUUCGGGGACUUAUUAUGGUUUCUAUUGUCAGAAACAAUACUGGGUGUUGUAUUCGGCUGGGAUUACCUCGAUUGUUACGGGAGCCGCGACACUUUGUUCGAUACCAAGGUUCCGGACGCCGAAAUGGAGAUGGGCCAGGGCUACGCUGUUUUGUGCGAUUGGUUGGUCGGGCGCGGUUCCCAUGACGCAUGCGGCUCAGGCGUUUGGAAAGGAGCAAGCGGAUAGGCAGAUGGGGUGGAGGUUGAUGAUUUUUGAGGGCCUGUUUUAUAUCACAGGGGCUUUUAUCUAUGCGAUCCGCUUCCCAGAGAGAUUUCGUCCGGGACUUUUUGAUAUCUGGGGUUGCUCGCAUCAGAUAUUCCAUCUUUGUGCUGUCGGGGGCGCGGCGCUGCAUUUAGUGGCGCUGCUGAAAGCGUUUGAUUACAAUCAUGAUCCGGCGACACGGAUAUGCUGAAGGUACCCACUUUGAAGCUAUAGAGCAAAAGUCUACUUUAUCCAUGCACACUGCUCGUUCAAGACUCCAUCUUCUCCUUCAUUCCCAACGCUCGACCUUAAUAAACGACCUUCGUCGCCCUUUCAGCUUGCUCAUCGC